Messenger RNA from Talaromyces rugulosus, 948 nucleotides. RefSeq lists its product as uncharacterized. Bases 1 to 948 code for a protein of 315 amino acids. The record is from RefSeq and is a predicted model, not a curated record. NCBI's taxonomy places the organism in Eukaryota, Fungi, Ascomycota, Eurotiomycetes, Eurotiales, Trichocomaceae. Gene Ontology annotation, molecular function: 2,4-dienoyl-CoA reductase (NADPH) activity. Gene Ontology annotation, biological process: fatty acid catabolic process. The transcript has 6 exons.
AUGUCGCUCCCAAAGUCGGAAUACAUCAGUGACGUCUGGAAAGAUGGCCUGUUCAAGAACAAAGUGGUAUUUUGCACUGGUGGAGGCGGGACAAUCUGCAGUGCCCAGGUCCGCGCCCUCGUCCACCUAGGCGCCGAUGCUUGCAUUGUCGGCCGAAAUGUCGAAAAGACGGAGAAGAUGGCCAAGAGCAUUGCGACUGCACGCAGCGGAGCUAAAGUUAUUGGUAUUGGAAAUGUGGACGUGCGCAAGUAUGAGCACUUGGAGGCUGCCGUGGAGCGUUGCGCCAAAGAGUUGGGUGGUGUUGAUUUUGUGAUUGCCGGUGCUGCUGGAAACUUUCUUGCCUCGAUCAAUCAACUGUCGGUCAACGCCUUCAAGUCGGUAAUGGACAUUGAUGUGUUGGGCUCUUACCACACGGCCAAGGCGACACUCCCAUACUUGAAGGAAUCAGCGGCAAAACAUCGUGUGGACUCGAAUUCAUUGCAAGCCUCUCCGCUAGGCACAGGUGGCAGGAUUAUAUUCAUCAGUGCUACGAUCCACUACACCGGUAUCCCAUUUCAAACACACGUGGCUGUUGCCAAAGCCGGAAUCGAUGCCUUGUCACACAAUAUAGCCCUGGAAUUCGGUCCUCUGGGAAUCACGUCUAAUAUCAUUGCCCCCGGGCCCAUCGCCAACACCGAGGGUGUCGAUCGACUCCUUCCCAGUGAUGUCAAACAGGAGGCUAUCAAAUCGCAGCCUCUCGGACGAUUCGGAUCAGUAAGAGAUAUUGCCGAUGCCACAGUCUAUCUGUUCUCCGACAGUGGAAGCUAUGUUUCUGGACAGGUGCUGGUUGUGGAUGGUGCUUCAUGGCGCAUGCCAAGUGGGUCGAUUGGAUCCAGCCUCAAAUACCCUGACUUUCUGCUUUCGGGCGAGGCUGUGGCCAAUGUUAAGGGAAAUAAGUCCAAGCUGUGA